AAUUCUUAUUAAAAAUAAUUACGAAAAUAGUUAUUCUUUUUAAUGAAAUGCGAUAUUUUAUUUUAUCGCCAACUACUAUACUCCGGUUUUCAUGGAAAUAGUUUAUUUUACCAAGAACGAUAUAAGAUCGUAUUUGUUUGCUGAAUAGUAAGCGGAUUAACAAUUGCUUGGGACAACUUCGUUCUUUGCUGCCAUUUACAAACUCAAUGAAACGAGAUAUGGCAUCAUUGUUAGAGCAGACUGUGGAAUAUAUCAAUACCAUGCACACUGUCCUCAAUGAAGAAAAACCAGCAUGCUUGUCAAGGGUGUAUAUGACAUAUCAGAAAAAGAUUGAGGAAUAUGACUUUUGCAGAAAAUCUUGCGUUCCAAAAUCUACAAAGAAAAAAUUCUCAAGUGUUGGAGGGAUAUGCUCUCAUAGUUCUGAUAAUCAAUCAUCAUCACCAGUUUUAUACCAAGGAUGUUCAAGUAAUCCUUAUGAUAUCAAAGGGAGGGAUAGGAUGAAUACUGAUGCAAAACGUCACUGCUCUUCGUUAUCACAUGAUCAAAGUAUGGUUCCACCAGAAAUUUCAACCCCUACUGGUCCUUACUUGCAAAAUUGGCAUCCAUCACAACAAAUUAUUGAACCUACUGGAAAUAUUAACAAUAAUAACUUCAUGCCUACAUUUCUACCAUGUGGCAGUGAUUGUAGAAGUGGGAUCCUGAAUUCAAACCAUUAUAUAUUUGAACAAUCUCCACUGCCAAGUCAAUAUGGAAUGCUUCAAAAACAAUCAAAUCAAUAUUCUCCACACACAUCUUCGAAAUUUCUUCCACCAUUGACAAAAAUGUGUACUGGGAUGCCAAGACCUCUUCUGCAAUAUGGUGUUUCAACAUCAGUGGGUUCUCUUCAAGGAGAAAAUGUUGGAGAAUGCAGUGAGGAUUCCUCAUCGGACAUCUCGCAUAAAAGUGGCAUAAGUGUUGAGGAAAUGAUCAGUAAAAAUCGUAAGCCUCAAAAUUUUUUGAAUGUGUCAAGUUUGGUGGAAAGUAAUGACCAAGGCGGUAUGAUGCAGAUGAAUCCAUCACCAUGGAGACAGCACGAUUUCACGUCUGUAGUUCCAUUCAACCCUAUUAUUUCCAAGAGUGACAAUCCAACACAUAAUUUGCUUGCUCCAAUGGACAUGUCAUUAUCACCACCAUCUGAUGCUCACAAAACAUCACCACAAUUCAUGGGAGUUUCUAAAUUAUGUGGUGGAGGAUUCACAACAAAUAGAGAAAUGGGAAUCAUAAGCAAACCAAUGUCUGUUAGCAAUAUGCUUAAUGAAGUAACUGGAAUCAAUAGCACAGGUUAUUCUUCAAAAUAUGGAUCUUCUGAACAUAAAGUCACACAAAUGACGAGUUUGCAAAAAAAGUAUCAGCCAUCUGUAUCACAAAAAGACUCCGCAAAAUCAACUGCAAUUGAGAUGCGUUAUUCAUCUGCGCCAGUUGUUUGGGGAGGCUCCACUCCAACCUUGUUUAGCAAUUUUUUUACCCCACCAUCAUCUCACGCAGACAAACUAAUAGCUGAUGCUGCUGUAAUAUCACCCUUGAAGUCAGAUACCCCAGAUGUUGAAUCUAAAACGUCAACAACAAAAGACCUUGGGGGAGUUCCUCACGAUUCAGAGAACGUUACCCCGGAAUCGACGGCGAAGACUGAUGAAAACAAUAAUUUGGAAACUGAUGGAUCUUAUCCGACCUCCAACGCGGAAUCGGAUUUGGCAAAGGUCGAAAAAGCCAAGUGAAGUCAAAAAUUUGGACUUUGCUAUUGUGAUUAAAUUUCUUCACGUUAUUGUUCAGUUCUUUUGUUUAUUUCAUCCACGUUCAUACUUGUGCAUGUUGUUCAUGCGUGUCGAGUAAAAUGUCACUCUUUUCAA
This is a messenger RNA of Styela clava, 1886 nucleotides long. NCBI's taxonomy places the organism in Eukaryota, Metazoa, Chordata, Ascidiacea, Stolidobranchia, Styelidae. The record is from RefSeq and is a predicted model, not a curated record.